GCCUAUGCACCGACGGAUUGCAGCCCGGAUGCAAUGAAGGAUGAGUUUUACUACCAACUGAGCGAUCUCUUGAAACAGGCGGGUCGGAGGGAUAUCGUAGUGCUGGCUGGGGACUUGAAUGCACAGGUGGGGCGUCUAAGCUCAGAGGAGAAUCGUCUAGGUGGUCAGUGGGGACUACAUGGUCGCAGGUCAGAUAAUGGGGACCGUCUUCUGCAGCUUUGCGCGGAUCACAACCUAUUUCUAGCUAGCACCAACUUCCGGCACAGCCAUCGCCGUAGCGCUACCUGGCGUCCUCCCUCUGCGAAGCAAGCUUGGACUCAGAUUGAUCAUAUCGCGGUGAGUUUCCGGUGGCGAGGAUGCAUACAAGACUGUCGCUCAUUCUGGAGCACAUGCCUGGACUCCGAUCAUGCGUUAGUGUGUGCCAAGUUCGUCUUGCGAUUUGGUGGGGUUCGUAAAAGCCGUCGUCUAAGCGUUGAUGUGAGCAAACUGGUAGCACCUGCUACUUCUUUGAAAUAUCAGAAUGAGUUAAAAACAAUGCUUGCCAGCAACCCCCCAAGUAGUAUAGAUGAACAUUGGCUUCAUGUGCAAGGUGCCAUGCAAAAGGCGAGUGUAGCCGCUUGCGGCUUGAAAGAAUGCUCCGCUAAUGCUUCGCUAUUUGUCUGUUCACUUUUAUUUGCCUUUCUAAGAUAUAUAUCAGGAAAUAGUAAAGGCCCCCAGGCAACUCGAUGUACAGUUGAACCAAAAGCAUACAGCUGCAGUUUAGGCUUUUGUGAUUUCAUUUUUCGUAGCUUAUUAAUAUCUACAAUCUCCACACAACCUGAUUCCGUGCCAUAAGCAAUAACAUUCUCAAACUGCGGUAAAGGAUGACAAGACAGUGUGGUUAUGGAAGAUGAUUUGUAUCCUCGAGGUGAUAUUGAAACAAACUUUUCUUUGUUUUGAUUAUCAGAAGAAUUUCUUUCGCCAGACAAUUCUGGCGCAGGAAAUUUCCAAAAUAAGAUGGAACCGUCUGAAAGACCUGCAACUAAGGGACCAUUGCUAAAUUCAGAUUGAGCUAAAGAGCAAACACCUGCAGAUAUUGUAGGUACUUUAAGGAUCACUGAUAGGUUGGAUCCUUCCACCAACUGCCAAACAAUCAAAAAUCUAUCUUGACUGGAAGUGAUUACCAGUCCUGGUGAAUUAAGAAGGUGGAUUAUUUCACUGGGAUCGCAAAGGAACGCCUAACUCCGUGUCGCUUGACGGUCAGGGACAUUCUAUGUUAAUUUUCUCAAUGCACUACCUUCUUAAUUCACCAGGACUGGUAAUCACUUCCAGUCAAGAUAGAUUUUUGAUUGUUUGGCAGUUGGUGGAAGGAUCCAACCUAUCAGUGAUCCUUAAAGUACCUACAAUAUCUGCAGGUGUUUGCUCUUUAGCUCAAUCUGAAUUUAGCAAUGGUCCCUUAGUUGCAGGUCUUUCAGACGGUUCCAUCUUAUUUUGGAAAUUUCCUGCGCCAGAAUCGUCUGGCGAAAGAAAUUCUUCUGAUAAUCAAAACAAAGAAAAGUUUGUUUCAAUAUCACCUCGAGGAUACAAAUCAUCUUCCAUAACCACACUGUCUUGUCAUCCUUUACCGCAGUUUGAGAAUGUUAUUGCUUAUGGCACGGAAUCAGGUUGUGUGGAGAUUGUAGAUAUUAAUAAGCUACGAAAAAUGAAAUCACAAAAGCCUAAACUGCAGCUGUAUGCUUUUGGUUCAACUGUACAUCGAGUUGCCUGGGGGCCUUUACUAUUUCCUGAUAUAUAUCUUAGAAAGGCAAAUAAAAGUGAACAGACAAAUAGCGAAGCAUUAGCGGAGCAUUCUUUCAAGCCG
Messenger RNA from Trichobilharzia regenti, 1840 nucleotides. The record is from the annotation of a GenBank genome assembly. Lineage: Eukaryota; Metazoa; Platyhelminthes; Trematoda; Strigeidida; Schistosomatidae.